AUGUUCUUCUCAAGAGUGAUGUGCAUCAUAUUUUCAUUUCUUCUUUAUUCUGAAAGUGCCUUUAUAAAAUCACUAAUUUACAGGAGACCAACAGUGUGUGGGAUGUAUAAUCGUCUAGGUAUUUGUUCCAGAGAGUAUUUUCCAGUCUGUGGAACCAAUCGCCGUACUUAUAUCAACAAAUGCAUUUUCUGUAUUGCAUACAGAGAAAGUCGUGGUUCCAUUAAUUUGGCACGUUAUGGUAAAUGCUGA
This is a messenger RNA of Phodopus roborovskii (desert hamster), 249 nucleotides long. Its product is annotated as ovomucoid. Lineage: Eukaryota; Metazoa; Chordata; Mammalia; Rodentia; Cricetidae. The transcript is spliced from 4 exons. The coding region runs from base 1 to 249 and encodes 82 amino acids. The record is from RefSeq and is a predicted model, not a curated record. Gene Ontology annotation, molecular function: protein binding.